Molecule: messenger RNA, 2819 nt
Organism: Sceloporus undulatus (fence lizard)
Lineage: Eukaryota; Metazoa; Chordata; Lepidosauria; Squamata; Phrynosomatidae
Gene: IKZF1
Product: IKAROS family zinc finger 1
Exons: 9
Coding region: 1-1788 (595 amino acids)
Biological process (GO): regulation of transcription by RNA polymerase II
Molecular function (GO): RNA polymerase II cis-regulatory region sequence-specific DNA binding; DNA-binding transcription factor activity
Source: RefSeq, a predicted model, not a curated record
AUGUUGCACUGGAAUGAGGAAGUGGAGUGGCCAGGGGAGGAGGGACUGAGGGCCAGGCUGCCUCCCGCCACUCGCUUCAGGCCAGGAGCAGCGGCAAGAGCCGCACAUGGAGCUGCUGGAGUCCUAUGGGCGAGUGGUCUGCAUCCAGCUGCGGCCAGAACAGAUAACCUGAGGAAAAUGGAAACAGAUGAGGCACAAGAAAUGUCCCAAGUUUCAGAAAAAGAAAGUCCUCCAGUUAGUGAUGUCCCAGAUGAUGCUGAAGAGUCCAUGCCUAUACCAGAAGAUCUUUCAGCCAGCACAGGUGGACUGCAGAAUUCUAGGAAUGAGAGAAUUUUUGCUGCAUAUAGGGCUGAAGGCUUUAGCGAUUUUCACACCAUCAUCCCCAGAUCCUUGUCUUCCAGUAAUAUUAAAAUAGAGGCACAAAGUGAUGAAGAGAAUGGGCGUGCCUGUGAAAUGAAUGGGGAAGAAUGUGCAGAGGAUUUACGAAUGCUUGAUGCCUCUGGAGAGAAAAUGAAUGGUUCACACAGUGGCAGCAAAGCCAUAUCAGGAGUUGGAGGCAUUCGACUCCCUAAUGGAAAGCUAAAGUGUGAUGUCUGUGGGAUAAUUUGCAUCGGUCCCAAUGUUCUUAUGGUUCACAAGAGAAGCCACACUGGUGAACGCCCCUUCCAGUGUAAUCAGUGUGGGGCAUCCUUUACUCAAAAAGGCAACCUUCUCCGCCACAUAAAGUUACAUUCUGGUGAAAAGCCAUUCAAGUGCCACCUGUGUAACUAUGCUUGUCGCCGUAGAGAUGCUCUUACAGGCCACCUGAGGACCCAUUCUGUUGGAAAGCCCCACAAAUGUGGAUAUUGUGGCCGGAGCUAUAAGCAGCGCAGCUCUUUGGAAGAACAUAAGGAGCGCUGCCACAACUAUUUGCAAACCAUGAACCUCUCAGGCAGCCUCUAUCCAGUAAUGAAAGAGGAAACUAACCAGAAUGAAAUGGCUGAAGAACUGUGCAAGUUGAGUUCAGAGCGAUCCAUUAUGCUGGACAGGCUAACAAGUAAUGUCACCAAACGUAAGAGUUCUAUGCCUCAGAAAUUUGUUGGUGAGAAAUGUGUAUCUGAUGUUCCUUAUGAUGCAGCCAUCAGUUAUGAGAAGGAGAAUGAUAUGGUGCAGACCAGUGUCAUAGACCAGGCUAUUAACAAUGCCAUCAGCUACUUAGGGGCUGAAUCAUUGCGUCCUCUGGUACAGACCUCUCCAAGUGGCUCUGAAGUCAUGCCUGUUGUCAAUUCAUUGUAUCAGCUCCACAAGCAUACUGGAGACAACCAUGCUCGAUCCAAUCAUGUAGCUCAAGAUGGUGCAGUGGAAAACUUGCUACUUCUUUCUAAAGCCAAAUCAAUUUCUUCAGAAAGGGACCCUUCACCCAGCAACAGCUGCCAAGACUCCACUGAUACAGAGAGCAAUAAUGAGGAACGCAAUGGCUUAAUUUAUUUAACAAAUCACAUAGCACCCCAUGCACGGAAUGGCCUCAGUAUAAAAGAAGAACAUAGGCAGUAUGAUACCCUGAAGGCAAGCAGUGAAAGCCCGCAAGAUGCUUUCAAAGUGAUUAAUGGCAAUGGAGAGCAAGUGAAAGUUUACAGAUGUGAAUAUUGUAGACUCUUGUUCUUAGACCAUGUAAUGUACACCAUCCAUAUGGGGUGCCAUGGGUUCCGUGACCCUUUUGAGUGUAACAUGUGUGGCUACCACAGCCAGGACAGGUAUGAAUUCUCUUCUCACAUAACCAGAGGAGAACACCGCUUUCACAUGAAGUAAAACUCUUUCUGUACAGAUGUUGACUUUGCAACUGAAGCUCUAUGAACAACAACAAAGUAAAACAAACAAAAGACUAUAGAACAGUGUUCCAGUAAAAAUCAAUACCAGAAGGCUUCGUCCCACAAAACGAACUCUUGUAGCAUGCACACGUAAAUCAAUUUUAUACCAUUAGUAUUCAUGUUUUUAUUGAAAAAAAUAGGUCAUUGAAAAAGUUAGUAUAGUUCAUAGGAACUUUGAUAGUUAGGUAAAAGUCUUUUCUUGCUAGCAAGAAACUCCUUAUUCCCCUUCUUUUCAAGGCACAUUGAUAUCCAAAUUUGACUGAAAACUAGAAAUACAUUAAUUGGUUUUGUGUGAAUAUUCGGGGGAGGGGCACUUUUUCUAUGAUAACAUUUAUCACUUCUUGUAACAAUUUAGUAUGUUCACUAAGUAAUGGCAGUAAUUCACAUUUAGAAUAAGAUAUAUAAACGUAUCUUUUUCUCAACCCUAUUAAAUCCCCACAUAGGCAGAAUUUGUUUUACACAAGGUAAAUGACAUGAUUACUGCCAUUAUAACUUACUCCUAGGAUUCAGGAUAUUCAAAAAUUCCAAAGUAGAGUAGACGAUAACAAUAGUAGCAGGUAGUAUGGCCGCUGUUGUGUUAUGAAUUCAAAACAUGAGUUAUUCAUAAGAUCCAACCCCCCCCCCCACACACACACACAAAAGAAAAUCCAAAACUGUAUUACUUUUGAAAAUUAGCAAAACAACCAACAACAAAAUACCUAAGACUUUAUGACUAAAAUCCAAGAAAAAAAUAGCUUUAUCCAGAUCCAGUUUGGAUCUUUUGGAAGUUCAGUUUGGAAAUGCAUAAGGGGGAACUGCUAUCCCUAGGCCCAAAGGAUUGCACACACAUGUACAAAUAUGCACACACAGCAUAGUGUAGUGGUUUGAGUGUUGGACUACGACUCUGGAGACCAGGGUUUGAAUCUCUGCUUGGCCAUGCAAACUCACUGGGUUACCUUGUGAAAAUUACACUCUCUCAGACUCAUUAGAGGG